This is a messenger RNA of Stereum hirsutum FP-91666 SS1, 1688 nucleotides long. RefSeq lists its product as uncharacterized. NCBI's taxonomy places the organism in Eukaryota, Fungi, Basidiomycota, Agaricomycetes, Russulales, Stereaceae. The record is from RefSeq and is a predicted model, not a curated record. The transcript is spliced from 6 exons. The coding region runs from base 20 to 1177 and encodes 385 amino acids.
CUUCAUCUCAGUGCCAGCCAUGCCGUCUGCCACCAAAGAGUCGAAUAAGAAGCCCGCCGUCGACUCCGAGCCCCUAAGCCCGUUUCUCACCACCCUCGAAACCGACAUCAGCAACAUCCAAGCCGCACUCUCUGGAACUCGUUCACGCGUCAACAGUGCCGAAGCCAGGUACACGCUGGAUGAGCUGGAUGCGUUGACUAGGUCUAUUGCCAUUACGGCUAGCGAGAGGUAUGCGGAGUCGAUGAAGGUGGCUAGGACGAGCUCCAAGGAGGACUCGGAGGCUAGUGCUGCGGAGGGUAAAGGAAAGGAGGGUAUAGGCGCCGGAGGGGAAGCUGGGACGGAAGGAGGGAAUGAAAAGGCUGGAUCGGAAGCGGGAGUGAUUGGACGAAGAAAGGAGACCAGGGAAGUGAAGGUGACUGGUGGCGGCGAAGGAAGAAAGGGAGGACUCGGCGAUAUAUCUAAGGCGCGUAAUGAUGUGAAGGAUGCGAACCCGAAGGCUUCCAGACCUCACGCCAAGAGCUCGACUCCUGCCAGUCCUACCAAAAUGAGAACGAGCACUUCUCAUCCUCCCAGCUCUUACCGGUCUGGCCAUGGUAUUACUUCUAGCAAGUCUCAUUCCAGUUUGACUCCUCAUUCCCCGACAUCCCCAAUUACUCGCAAGACAUCGACGUCAGGGAUGCAGAAAAGCCAGUCCACUCACCUUCCAUCGACUCAAAUAUCUUCUUCUACCGACGCCGCUACUCCAUCUAUAGCCACAUCUACUACCAAUCAUCACGAGCGCACCAUUUCUCCACCUCCAUCCGGGUCUCCCCAGCGUACCAAGCCCUCUGAUCUCCCCAAUGUCUCCAGCACCUCUCGCAAGACGACGUCUUCCGCCCAUGCUCAGACUCAGGGUAUCCCUACGAAGUUCAGUAUCACACUCAGCCCUUUCAAGUAUCGCACCAAUCCAAUCAAUCCCCGCUCUUCUACCAACCACGCCUCGUCUUCACACAUAGCUCGUCCUGUUAAACCCGACUCUAGUAGUCUUCAGAGCAGUAGCGUCACCGCCAGUAGCGAAAGUUCUCCGAGCUUGAAGAGCGCGUCGCUUUCGCCUUCGAGUACGAUAGGUUCGGGUUUGUCGAGCUGGACUUUGGACGCUUUGUCGAGGAGCAGUUCGAGGGCUUCGUUGGUUGGGUGAGAGGGUGAGGGUGUUGCCGAGUAUGGUGUAUGUAAGGGCAAGGAGGUAGGACGCUCGUUUGUGUUGGUAGGAACGUUUAUCUGUGCCGUUGAUUUCUCUCCUUCAUAUUCCUUCGUGGUGUUACAAUAUCCACGGGCGCGGAGACCCCGUUCACCUUCGAAUUAAACUGAUCACUUCUGACCUCGCUUUGCCUCGUAUUAUCGAUUCAUCAUAUGCACUCGCACGGAUUCACGGUCCUCGUGUUAUUGUUCUUCUCAUUUGCAUAUGCAUACCGUCACUGUAUCCCAUACACGAUUCGCCUCGUCGCACGCUUUCUUGGUUCUGUAUUUGUACUCUACUGCCUCUGUCUCUGCCCCUGUGUAAAUAUUGUUCAUAUCGUCGUUCGGUCACACUGACAGGAACCGUUACAGCUCUUGUAUUUCUACUGUAGUCAUCUCUUAGGAGUAGCCUGUAUUUUACUUGUACUAUUAUGUUGUCGUGGUUGUUUCUUGGAUAUCGAUACUGAUGAGCC